Messenger RNA from Clupea harengus (Atlantic herring), 1333 nucleotides. It is a transcript of the gene ankrd46a, whose product is annotated as ankyrin repeat domain 46a. Lineage: Eukaryota; Metazoa; Chordata; Actinopteri; Clupeiformes; Clupeidae. The record is from RefSeq and is a predicted model, not a curated record. Gene Ontology annotation, molecular function: protein binding.
GUCACAACCUCUGCGUACGUCAGAAAUUGGAGACCGUGUAACAAGCGACGGCGCCCAGGCAAUUUUAAUUUGUCUUAGUUUUAGUCGGAGAAGGAGAACCAGGACAUUAAGGACCACUAGGCAUGUCCUAUGUUUUUAUCAACGACUCGCCGCAGACAGUGCCGUUGCUGCAGGCCUGCAUUGACGGCGACCUGAGUUACUGCAAACGCCUGCUAGAAUGUGGCUUUGACCCCAACACCCGGGACUGCCGCGGGCGUACGGGUAUGCAUCUUGCAGCAGCAAGAGGAAAUGUAGACAUAUGCCGCCUCCUUCACAAAUUUGGGGCAGACCUUUUGGCCACAGAUGUUCAAGGCAACACUGCAUUGCAUAUGUGUGGGCACGUCGACACUAUCCAAUUUCUGGUCUCCAACGGACUGAAGAUUGAUAUCUGUAAUCACAAUGGAGCAACCCCUCUUGUCCUGGCAAAAAGGCGUGGUGUGAACAAGGAUGCCCUUCGUCUUUUGGAGGGAUUAGAGGAACAAGAAGUGAAGGGCUUCAACCGAAGCUCCCACUCCAGCCUGGAGAAGAUUCAGUUGGCUGAGAAUGAGAGUGCAAUGGAAAGCCAUUCCCUUCUCAACCCUCACCUGCAUGACAAUGAAGGAGUUCUCUCCAGUUUCCGCACCACCUGGCAGGAGUUUGUUGAAGACCUUGGAUUCUGGAGAGUGCUGUUGUUACUGCUAGUCAUCGCCCUGUUGUCCCUUGGCAUUGCAUACUAUGUCAGUGGUGUGUUGCCCUUUGCAUCCAACCAGUUAGAGCUGGUGCGUUAAACCACAGGACAAAUUCUGACAUCUCUACUCACAACCACCUUAUCCUUGUCAUUGUGAUGCCAUGGACAUAUAUCCUGGACCAAAUGAUAAACGCAUAAAAUAAUAAAUAAUUAUACAUGGAUGUAUGAAGAUGACCAAAGUCAUUGACAACAUAAUGCGUUUGUGUGUAUAACUAAUUGCCAAGAUGACUAUUUUGUUAUUUAAGAUCAAAGAAUGUUUGAUUGUGAUAAUACUCGGGAUUUGGCCUGUGUAUAUUUCACCCACUCUGUUGGCUUGGACAGACACACACACAUUUCAGAGGCCUGUUUGUAUACGACUGAUAUUUACUACUUUAAACGAAGCAUUACGUUAAAGACAUUUCUGUUUUUCUAUCUCAUGCAAGAACUAAAUAGUUAAGACUGACAUACUGAGGCCGCGUUGCUCACCUGUUCUAUAUUGUUUUCCUUGUUAUACGUUUCAUAGUGAAGUCCUAUAUGUACUUUGUCCAUUGUAAUGUCAAUAUUACUCAAUAAAAGUGUUUGAAUGUA